Molecule: messenger RNA, 1515 nt
Organism: Malassezia restricta
Lineage: Eukaryota; Fungi; Basidiomycota; Malasseziomycetes; Malasseziales; Malasseziaceae
Product: 3-oxoacid CoA-transferase
Exons: 1
Coding region: 1-1515 (504 amino acids)
Biological process (GO): ketone body catabolic process
Molecular function (GO): succinyl-CoA:3-oxo-acid CoA-transferase activity
Source: RefSeq, a predicted model, not a curated record
AUGUUCACCGCUGUGCGUGCCACUCUUCGCCCCAAUGCUGUUGCUAGCAAGCGAUGCUUCUCGAGUCUGUCUGUACAGUUGAAGCAGGCCGGUGGUGGCAAGAUCAUGACACCUAAGGCCGCUAUCGCCGACAUCCCAGUCGGUGCCAAGGUCAUGGUGGGUGGUUUUGGUCUCUGUGGUGUGCCUCGCACACUGCUGGACGAGGUCGUUAAGCGCCCUGAACUCAAAGACCUUGAUGUGUACUCGAACAACCUCGGUACGCCUGGCCGUGGUGUCGGUCUCCUGGCUCGCGAGGGCCGAGUUCGCUCUAUUACGGGCUCGUUCCUCGGUGGCAACCGCGAGUUCGGUGACCAGUUUUUCAGGGGCGAGGUGCAGCUCAAUCUCUGCCCACAGGGCACAUUUGCUGAGCGCAUCCGCGCUGGUGCGGCUGGUAUCCCUGCCUUCUACACGCCCACUGGUUACGGCACGGCCGUCCACAAGGGUGAGCUCGUACUCAAGUACGAAAAGAAGGAUGGCGAGGAGGCGAAGCCCGUGCUCAUUUCCAAGCCGCGUGAGUCGCGCCGCUUUGGCAACCGCGACUUUAUUCUCGAGGAAGCCAUCUACGGUGACUAUGCUUUGAUUCACGCUCGCAAGGCCGACGAGGCUGGCAACCUCAUCUUCCACUCCACGGCGCGUAACUUCAAUGACCCUAUGGCACGCAACGCGCGUGUUACCAUUGCUGAGGUGGAAGAGAUUGUGCCGGUUGGCUCGAUUUCCUCGGACGAAGUGCAUCUGCCAUCCAUCUUUGUGGACCGCAUCGUCAAGGCGGAGCUGCCUCUGGAGGUGGAGAAGGUGUGUCUCUCGAAGCCGGAGGGCGACGCCACAGAGCUCACGAAGCGCGACAUCAUUGCUAAGCGUGCUGCGGCUGAGCUAAGCGAUGGUAUGUAUGUGAACCUCGGUGUCGGUAUGCCCAACUUGGUGCCCUCCUACCUCUCCAAGGACGUGGAUGUGUAUGUGCAUACUGAAAACGGUCUGCUUGGUGUGGGCCCGUACCCUUCGAAGGAAGAGGAUGUGCACACGGACAUCAUCAACGCUGGCAAGGAAUCGAUCACCGAGCGCCCUGACGCUGCUGCGUUCGAUGCUGUCGCCAGUUUCGACAUCGUGCGUGGCGGUCACCUCGAUGUGACGAUGCUUGGUGCCCUCCAGGUCACGGCGAACGGUGACCUGGCCAACUACAUGAUCCCAGGCAAGUUCGCGACGGGUAUGGGUGGUGCCAUGGACCUCGUGUCGAACCCUGACAAUACGCGUGUGAUUGUGCUGACGGAGCACGUCGACAAGACGGGCAAGCCCAAGGUGGUGCAGAACACGGAACUCCCCUUGACAGGUGUGCGCUGUGUGAGCACGAUCAUCACAGACCUGGCUGUGUUCAACGUGGACCGUGAGAAGGGCGGUCUCACGCUCGUUGAGCUCCAGCCCGGUGUAACGCUCGAGGAGGUCAAGGCUAAGACGGGCGCCGAUUUCAAGGUGGCGCUUUAA